Messenger RNA from Melopsittacus undulatus (budgerigar), 1516 nucleotides. It is a transcript of the gene ST6GALNAC4, whose product is annotated as ST6 N-acetylgalactosaminide alpha-2,6-sialyltransferase 4. The transcript is spliced from 6 exons. Gene Ontology annotation, biological process: ganglioside biosynthetic process; oligosaccharide metabolic process. Gene Ontology annotation, molecular function: alpha-N-acetylgalactosaminide alpha-2,6-sialyltransferase activity. The record is from RefSeq and is a predicted model, not a curated record. Lineage: Eukaryota; Metazoa; Chordata; Aves; Psittaciformes; Psittaculidae. Bases 73 to 966 code for a protein of 297 amino acids.
CGCGGGGGCUCCCGGCGCGGGAGCGAGCCGCGACCCUCGUGCUGAGCCCGGGCCCCGCAGUGCCCCCCGAGCAUGAAGACCCUGGCCCGGCUCUUCCUGUCUCUGGUGUGUGCGGCGCUGGGUGCUGUGCUCUACGUCCUGCUGUGCAACCAGGCCUGCCCCUGGGACUGCUACCGGCCCCCGGCGCAGUGGGGCAGCCCCACAGCAUCCACCGCCCCCCGCUUACAGGGGUACAGCCGCGUCCCUGACGGGAAGCCACUGAAGCGGACCCAGUGCCGCCGCUGUGCCAUGGUCUCCAGCUCGGGGCAGAUGCUGGGCUCGCGCCUGGGCCAGGCCAUCGAUGGGGAGGAGUGUGUCCUGCGCAUGAACCACGCGCCCACCGCCGGCUACGAGCAGGACGUGGGCACCCGCAGCACCGUGCGUGUGGUGUCACACACCAGCGUCCCCCUGCUCCUCAGGAACCAGCGCUACUUCUUCCAGCAGUGCCGGGACACCCUGUACAUCAUCUGGGGGCCGGCGAGGAAGAUGAGCAGGGAGAAGGGGGGUUCCACCUACCAGGCGCUGCUGAAGGUGAUGCAGAUGUACCCGCACCUGCAGAUCUACACCCUGACCGACGAGAAGAUGAACUAUUGUGACAACAUCUUCCAGAAGGAGACAGGCAAGAACAGGAUGAAGUCUGGCUCCUUCCUGAGCACAGGCUGGUUCACCAUGAUCCUGGCUAUGGAGCUGUGCGAGCAGAUCCGUGUCUUCGGCAUGGUCAGCGACAGCUACUGCAGGGAGAAGAACCACUCGAGUGUGCCCUACCACUACUUCGAGCAGGGGAAGCUGGAUGAGUGCAGGAUGUACCUGAUGCACGAGCGAGCCCAGCGCGCCGGGCACCGCUUCAUCACCGAGAAAACCAUCUUCUCCCGCUGGGCCAAGAGCAAGAACAUCACCUUCACCCACCCGUCCUGGGCAGGCGGGUAGGGAGUGAGCCAUGGGGCGAGGCAGCAUCCUGCAGUGACUUGCCUUGGCUGCACCAGUGCCUCUAUAGCAGCAGGGCUGGUUCCUCCAGCUGCUGGGUGGGCUGGGACACCCCCCACCCCCCCAUGUUGAUGCACAGGGGCAUGAGCUGGACCCAUAGAGCCCCUUUGGCACCAAGCACCUCUCCGAUGGAUCCAGUGAGACCACAAAGGGUUUCCACCUGCUCUGCUGGGGUGAAUGUUUAAUGCAGGAUGGAACAUUCAGGCUGCUGGGCUCCAGCAUGACAGCGGCAGAGCUCAGGGCCGUGAGCCGAUGGAGCUCCUCACCCCACUGAUGCCCUGCUUCCUGGUGCUUGAUGUGGGGUGCAGGGCUCCCCCAUCCUGCUGCCUUCUGCUGCUCUGCACCAGGGCAGGUCCCUGUGGUCCCCUGCAUCCCCUUAACUGGAUGCCCUGGGGUCACACACAGCUCAGGGGGGGCUUGAAGUUGCCUCAUCACAAGUGCCCUUGGAUUCAGACCAAAGCAAACGUGGCCAUUAAACUCAGUUUUAACUCGA